This is a messenger RNA of Aspergillus saccharolyticus JOP 1030-1, 3585 nucleotides long. RefSeq names its product E1 ubiquitin-activating protein ubaA (gene ubaA). The transcript is spliced from 5 exons. The record is from RefSeq and is a predicted model, not a curated record. Bases 356 to 3460 code for a protein of 1034 amino acids. Lineage: Eukaryota; Fungi; Ascomycota; Eurotiomycetes; Eurotiales; Aspergillaceae. Gene Ontology annotation, molecular function: ubiquitin activating enzyme activity. Gene Ontology annotation, biological process: DNA damage response; ubiquitin-dependent protein catabolic process; protein ubiquitination. Gene Ontology annotation, cellular component: nucleus; cytoplasm.
AUCUUUCUCCUCUUCUCUAUCUAUCCAAAUCUUUCUUUGCUCUCUUUCUUGAUUCUUAUACUCUCCGGCAUCCCCUUGUUUAUUCACUCAACCUCUUGUCGUUUCGCCCCCUCUCGCCGUGGUCAUCUCUAUCCGCACCCCAGACCUUCAUCUACUUUAUCGCCUCUACCCCUCCUCCGUGACUCGCAGUGCGAGCUGUAGGCCUCUUUCAUCCUGAUUUGAAAGUCUUGCUCCCGUAGCAAGGCUUUCCCAGAGACCGUUCACGAUUUCCUCCGAACUUCCCGUUCGUGACGCUGCGAAGCCUGGAAAGCGCAGAGCGUCUGUUGAUAACAAAGCUCCGCCGGAGAAGAAGAUCAUGACUGACUCCAAGAUGGAACUUGACAACCCGCAGGAAACUGUGGAGUUGAUCAAGCAAGGAGAAAUCGACGAGUCUCUUUACAGUCGGCAACUUUAUGUCCUCGGACAUGAAGCUAUGAAGCGUAUGGGCUCCUCAAACGUUCUGGUGGUUGGUUUGAAAGGUCUAGGUGUCGAAAUUGCCAAGAACAUCGCACUUGCUGGUGUCAAGUCCCUCACGUUGUACGAUCCUGCGCCGGUCGCUAUCUCAGACCUCUCUUCCCAGUUCUUCCUCCAGCCGCAAGAUGUCGGCAAGCCCCGUGCUGAGGUCACAGCGCCGAGAGUCGCGGAGUUGAACUCCUAUGUUCCGGUUACAGUCCAUGAAGGUGCCAGCCUUGUUGAGGACCUGGAGCAGCUGAAACGCUACCAAGCGAUCGUCAUUACCCUGACCCCUUUGAAGGAACAGCUUGCUAUUGCCGACUUUUGCCACAAGAACGGUAUUUACCUUACUAUCACGGAUACUUUCGGCCUUUUUGGGUACCUCUUCAACGACUUUGGAAAAAACUUCACGGUCGGUGAUGCUACAGGCGAGGAGCCACUCAGCGGUAUUGUGGCGAGCAUUGAUGAGGAAGGCUUGGUCUCAGCAUUGGAUGAGACCCGACACGGCCUGGAAGAUGGUGACUUCGUGACUUUCUCGGAGGUCAAAGGUAUGGAGGGACUGAACGGCUGUGCUCCUCGCAAAAUCACCGUUAAGGGCCCGUAUACUUUCUCUAUUGGAGAUGUGUCUGGACUUGGAACGUACCAAAACGGCGGUAUCUAUACUCAGGUCAAGAUGCCCAAGUUCAUCGAUUUCGCGCCACUAGAAGAGCAGCUCAAGAAGCCCGAGGUCAUGGUGUCGGAUUUUGCCAAAUUUGAUCGUCCACUGCAGCUCCACGUUGGCGUUCAAGCACUACACAAAUUCGCAGAGGGUCAUAGCGGUGAACUUCCUCGUCCUCACAAUGACAGCGAUGCGCAGGAGGUGUUGAAGAUUGCCAAUGACCUAGCAUCCAGCCUAGAGGAGAAGCUUGAACUGGACGAGAAGCUUCUUAAAGAGCUCAGCUACCAAGCCCGUGGUGACCUGAAUCCGCUGGCUGCAUUGUUCGGAGGCAUCGCUGCGCAGGAGGUGCUAAAGGCUGUAUCCGGCAAAUUCAACCCCGUGCAUCAGUGGCUGUACUUUGACUCUUUGGAGUCUCUUCCAACUUCCACUACGCGGUCCGAGGAGGCUUGCAAGCCUCUGGGUACUCGCUAUGAUGGCCAGAUUGCCGUCUUUGGUAAAGAGUUUCAAGAAAAGAUCUCCAAUGUCACCCAGUUCUUGGUUGGCUCUGGUGCCAUUGGCUGUGAGACGCUGAAGAACUGGGCUAUGAUGGGCCUGGGAACCGGUCCCAAGGGAAAGAUCUAUGUCACUGAUAUGGAUCAAAUCGAGAAGAGCAACCUUAACCGGCAGUUUUUGUUCCGCAGCAGAGAUGUCGGCAAGCUCAAGAGUGAAUGUGCCUCUGCGGCUGCGGAAGCAAUGAAUCCCGAGCUGAAGGGCCAUAUUGUCACUCUGCGCGACCGUGUAGGCUCUGAUACGGAGCAUGUCUUCAACGAGGAGUUCUGGGAGCGCUUGGACGGUGUCACGAAUGCUUUGGACAACGUCGACGCUAGAACUUACGUCGAUCGCCGUUGUGUCUUCUUCAGAAAGCCUUUGCUCGAAAGUGGCACUCUUGGCACCAAGGGCAACACCCAAGUCGUUCUUCCCCGGAUCACUGAGUCGUACUCAAGCUCUCAGGACCCCCCGGAGAAGACCUUCCCAAUGUGCACUCUGAAGAGUUUUCCCAACCGCAUUGAGCACACUAUCGCUUGGGCUAGGGAUCUUUUCCAGACGUACUUUGUGGGUCCUCCUGAAGCUGUCAACAUGUACCUGUCGCAGCCCAAUUACAUCGAGCAGACUCUCAAGCAAGCUGGCAACGAAAAGCAGACCCUGGAGCAUCUACGAGACUUCCUGGUAACGGACAAGCCGUCAACUUUCGAUGACUGCAUUGUCUGGGCCCGUCAGCAAUUCGAAGCUCAGUACAACAACGCCAUCCAGCAGCUCUUGUAUAACUUUCCCAAGGAUUCUAAGACCUCUACUGGGCAACCGUUCUGGUCUGGACCCAAGCGGGCUCCUACCCCGUUGAAAUUCGACAGCUCUAACCCCACACAUCUCUCUUUCAUCAUUGCUGGAGCGAACCUUCAUGCUUUCAACUACGGAAUUGAGAACCACGGUGCAGACAAGGGAUACUACAAGAAGGUUGUCGAUAACAUGAUCAUUCCUGAGUUCACCCCCAAGUCUGGCGUCAAGAUCCAGGCUAAUGAGAACGACCCGGAUCCGGACGCUCCUGCGUCCGGCUCUUCUUUCGAUGAUGGGCGGGAGAUUCAACGGCUUGUUGAACAGCUUCCAUCUCCCAAGUCUUUGGCUGGCUUCCGCUUGAACCCAGUUGAGUUCGAGAAGGAUGACGACACCAAUCAUCACAUUGACUUCAUCACUGCGGCUAGCAACCUGCGUGCCGACAACUACGACAUCCCCCAGGCUGACCGUCACAAGACGAAGUUCAUCGCUGGCAAGAUCAUCCCUGCCAUUGCCACGACUACGGCCCUGGUGACCGGAUUGGUUGCCCUGGAACUGUACAAGAUCAUCGACGGUAAGGACGACAUCGAACAAUAUAAGAACGGCUUUGUCAACCUGGCGCUGCCCUUUCUUGGUUUCAGUGAACCUAUCGCUAGUCCGAAGGGCAAGUACCAGGGCAAGCAGGGUGAGGUGGUCAUUGACCAGAUCUGGGACCGAUUUGAGCUGGAUGAUAUUCCGCUUCAGGAUUUCAUCAAGCAUUUCUCCGACCUGGGAUUGGAGAUCAGUAUGGUCAGCUCUGGCGUCAGCCUCCUUUACGCCAGCUUUUACCCGCCAUCCAAGCUUAAGGACCGCCUUCCUCUUAAAAUGAGCAAGUUAGUUGAGCACAUUAGUAAGAAGCCUGUUCCGGAGCACCAGAAGAAUAUCAUUUUCGAGGUGACCGCGGAGGAUACGACUGAGGAGGAUGUCGAGAUCCCCUACGUUAUGGUGAAGUUGCGGAAGUAGACCAACAAUAGUUUAACUGGUCUAUGCUAUUAUUGGUUAUAAAAUGAUAUGCUGGUAUGAAAGUAGAUAAAUUUUAUGUAAGUAGAAACAAUUCUAUAGUUUUCUAUGCCAUGUUUACGUUUUAA